Molecule: messenger RNA, 369 nt
Organism: Microthlaspi erraticum
Lineage: Eukaryota; Viridiplantae; Streptophyta; Magnoliopsida; Brassicales; Brassicaceae
Source: the annotation of a GenBank genome assembly
AUGGCGUCAAAGUUGGUACAAGUACAGUCAAAGGCAUGUGAGGCUUCAAAGUUUGUGGCUAAGCAUGGAACUUCCUACUACAGGCAGUUGCUGGAGAAGAACAAGCAAUAUAUUCAGGAACCUGCCACUGUCGAGAAAUGCCAAGAGCUCUCUAAGCAACUUCUCUACACCCGUCUCGCUAGCAUUCCCGGACGCUAUGAGACAUUCUGGAAGGAAAUAGACUACGCAAAGAACUUAUGGAAGAACAAAGCCGAUCUGAACGUAGAACAUGCCGGAAUCGCAGCAUUGUUUGGUCUGGAAUGCUUCGCUUGGUAUUGCGCAGGUGAAAUCGUCGGCAGAGGAUUCACCUUCACAGGCUAUUACCCUUGA